Hermetia illucens (black soldier fly) is the source of this 845-nucleotide messenger RNA. Its product is annotated as antigen 5 like allergen Cul n 1-like. Bases 36 to 806 code for a protein of 256 amino acids. The record is from RefSeq and is a predicted model, not a curated record. The transcript is spliced from 3 exons. NCBI's taxonomy places the organism in Eukaryota, Metazoa, Arthropoda, Insecta, Diptera, Stratiomyidae.
GGGUCAUAACUUUACUUAGUUUGUCGGUCGGCAUAAUGAGUAAUUUAUUUAUAUUUGUCGUGUUCCUGGUAAAUUGUGGUUACUUGUCUACUGGGCAGGACUAUUCAGACUAUUGCUCGUGGUCACUGUGUUCGGGACUUCCCCAUGUCGGUUGUGGCAAUGGCGGACAAUUCGGACCCCAAUGUCCGGCCGGAGUUAGGGAGUUCGACUUGGCUCCUUAUCAAAAUGAAAUAUUGCACCGCUACAAUUACUACAGGAACGCAGUUGCAGGGGGCUAUGUUCCAGGGUACAGCCGAGCAGUUCGCAUGGCCACUAUGGUGUGGGACGACGAAUUAGAGUACUUGGCCUACUUGAAUGCCAUCCGAUGUGACUUCAACCACGACGACUGUCGCAACACUAACCGCUUUAGAAACUCAGGACAAAAUAUUGCUUGGCGCUGGGAUCCUGCGAAUGAAGCUCCAUCUGCCGGAGAUGCAGUUCUCUGGGCUAUUGACUACUGGUUCAGCGAAUACACUUUAGCUGAUAUGAGUGUGAUAAAUUCGUUUUACUGGGGAACUGGAAGUGAACAUUUCACGGUUAUGGUUGCUGAAAGAAACGUGGCGACAGGAUGUGCUGUGCUUCAAUAUAGAGAUGGAGGCGGGAUGACCACCUAUGUGGUGUGCAACUAUGCCACGACUAAUAUCAUAGAUCGUCCGAUUUAUAGAAGUGGCCGGACAACUUCACAAUGCCGAGAGGGAGGAAAUCCUCAAUAUCCAAAUCUAUGUGAAGUUACUGAACAAUACAGCGUUAAUUCGAAUCGAUGGUGAGGAGCAUUGGGAUUUGGAAUAAAAUUGAUUUUUAAAGUU